Messenger RNA from Scutellospora calospora, 308 nucleotides. Lineage: Eukaryota; Fungi; Glomeromycota; Glomeromycetes; Diversisporales; Gigasporaceae. The record is from the annotation of a GenBank genome assembly.
AGACAUUGUAUGAUAAAAUUAAAAGUGAUAGUUUUACUAAUAUUAGAGAAAAAGAUACAUUUGUUACAGAAUAUAUGGGAAAAUUUUUUAUCACAUUUAAUUCAAUGUAUAAACAAUACAAAGAUAGUUUAUAUACAAGAUAUUUGGAUAAUUUAAAUAAUUAUAUCAAAAGAACUUAUAGUUUAAAUCAUAAUGAGUUAUUAAAGUUUUUAGCUGAUGAUAUUAGAAGUAUUAUAUUAUUAACUAAAAAUAUUCCUCGAGAUCAGACUAAUAAUAAUAUUCAUUUGAAUAUUAUAGAAGAGAGAUGA